AUGGAGGGGCAGCACAAUCAGAAGGUCAAGAUUUGGUACAGCCAGAAGGACGGACCAACUUGGGGUGGCCGGGACCUCAGUCUCGGAUGCAGGCCUCUGGACCUCUCCCGGGUGCGCGCCCCCUCCCUCCCUCAGGUGUCUGUCUGCAGUCCCCCAGCCGCCCGGGUCUCUGGAGGCCUGUGGGGGCGGCUCUCCCCCUUCCGGCUCCGGCUGCAGCAGAGCCCGUCUCCGCAGGAAGCCUGUUUGGAAAACAUCCCCGCGCAGAACAGACUGCGCCGGGGCAGGCCCGCGCCCCGCGCCCGGGGCAGGCACAAUGACGGCCCAGCGCAUACGCAGAUACACACCCGGCGGCCCCUCCACACAAACACGCGCGCGCACGCACACAGUCCCGCACAGUCCGAGCCCCGCGGGCACUGCCCGGACGGGCGCAGAGCCCACCCCGGCCCGCGACCGCAGGCGCCAGCGCGCAAACAGCCACAGGCGCCCGCCCUCGGACCCACUCCCUCUGCCACCUCCAGACACGCUAACACGCCCCCCACGCCCGUCGGGGCCCGCCUGGCGCAGCCCCCGCCCCCUCCGCCCCGGCGGCCUCACCUGGCCGCGCUCCGAGCCCCGCUCGGCGCCGCUCCCUCUGCGCCUCGCCCCUGCUCGGCCCCGGGGCCGCUGCGGCGGGAUGGGCCCGGCCCGCGGCGGCUCCGCGCUGCCUCGUCACGGGGACACCCGCGGCCCGGGGAGGGGGACGAGUGCGAACCACCACGCUCCGCCCCCUGCCCCGAUGCCCCGCCCAAUUGGGCCCGCCCCCAGGAGAGCCCCCGCCCCAUCCUAGACUCCACCCCUUGCGGAGAAGCUUAG
This is a messenger RNA of Diceros bicornis minor, 852 nucleotides long. RefSeq lists its product as uncharacterized. Bases 1 to 852 code for a protein of 283 amino acids. The transcript is spliced from 2 exons. The record is from RefSeq and is a predicted model, not a curated record. Lineage: Eukaryota; Metazoa; Chordata; Mammalia; Perissodactyla; Rhinocerotidae.